Messenger RNA from Habropoda laboriosa, 4270 nucleotides. Its product is annotated as UHRF1-binding protein 1. NCBI's taxonomy places the organism in Eukaryota, Metazoa, Arthropoda, Insecta, Hymenoptera, Apidae. The record is from RefSeq and is a predicted model, not a curated record. The transcript is spliced from 17 exons.
AAUGGUGUCAAUAAUUAAAAAGCAACUAUUGAAACAUCUGUCAAGGUUUACUAAGAAUUUAUCAGCUGAUAAAAUAAAUUUAAGUACAUUUAAAGGAGAAGGUGAACUAACAAACUUAGAACUUGAUGAAACAGUUCUAACAGAUUUAUUAGAAUUGCCAUCAUGGCUUAGAUUAACAAAUGCUUGUUUUUAUCACAAUAAAAUUUGAUAUUUGAUGUUUAUAAUUUUCAUUAGAUUUUAAUAUUUAUAGAGUUUGGAUGAAGUUCAUAUAGAAAUAGAAACAUGUGAAGAUUUAAGAGAUCUGUCUUCUUCACAAGGAUUGCCUUCAUACACUGGUCCUGCGAAAUAUUCUUUUAUACAUAAAGUAAUUGAUGGUAUAACAGUAACUGUUAAUACUGUAUCAGUUACAUUUAAAAGUCCUGCAUUCAUUGCUUCAGUUCAGAUGAAUCGUAUUAUUGUGGAAUCAAAGUCUGCAACAUGGCAACGUUGUGAUCUUAGAACUACUAGAGUAAAAGACCCUGAUCGUGGACAGUUACUUAUUUUUAAAGAAUUAGAAUGGCAAACAGUUAGAAUAGAAGCACAAAGUACUAAAGACAAGAAUCUUAUGCCUUUCCUUUUACUUACAAAUCAAGCAAGGUGUCGGAUUACUAUCAAAAAAAGAAUAUCAGAUUGUUUUGUUAUGGGAUCAAGACUGAUUCUUAUAUUAGAUGACCUACUAUGGGUUUUAACAGAUUCUCAAUUGAAAGCAGCACUUCAUUUUAUUGAUUCUUUAGGAGGUCUGAUAGAAAAAGCUACAAUUUUAGAACGUAAAACUAAAGCAGCUAGAAAACUAGAGGUAUUGCCAGAAUAUCAAGCACAAAUAUCUCAACAGUCAAGAACAAAAAAUCAAUAUAAUACUGUUAUUUCAAAAAUCUUUUCAAGAUAUGAUGUUAUAGAAACAUCAUACCAUUUUCUUUGUCAAAGAAUCGAUUUGCACUUGUGUGAUGAAGCUGGUAAUGGUAGAUCUUCCUAUCCUGAUUUAAAAGAUGGUGGUGUACUGCAAAUUUCACUAGUCAGGUUUCAAGUUGAUUAUUAUCCAUAUCAUUUAGCAAUGGCUGAUAGAAAACAUUGGGCUAACUACAAAGAGAAUGCUACACCUCACAGCCAAUGGUUACAACAAUCGUUAAGUUCAUUUCGAAGUCAGUUUAUGGACCUCAUUGAUUCUGGUAGAACACAGCAUUCUCCUUUAACUAGAAGUCAAGGAAAUGUCACAGUUAAUAAUACAAAAGGUAUGGGAGAAAAUUUGGAAAAAGGUAAUCAAGCUCAAAAUGCAACUACAGGCUCUCAUGAGCAAAAAAAAUCGCAACAUCCUAGUGGUAAUCCAGUGAAAAAUUAUAUUUUGGAACAGCUUGCCAAAUUAAUGACAACAUGUAUUAUAAUAAGAAUUAAUGACUUCACGUUGUAUAAAGUAACUACAACGUCUCGCAGUCCUGUACCAAAAGAAUUUGUUGCAGCUCAAACAAGGAAGAAACACGCAUCAGGUGAUAGAGACAGGCUUUGUCUUCCAGAAGAUGUUACAAUUCUUCAUGCCGAGUUUACAUACUAUUAUUAUCCUGGAGAUAUUACAUUUCCAUUGCCACCACCAAAAUUUUAUGUACAAUUGAAUCCUAUUCAAGUAAAUUUUGAUCUCUGUUCCUGUUUGUGGUUUAAUUCUUUUGCAUUAAACUUAUGUCAUUCUUUAAUGAGUAAAGAUAAACAAGCAACAUAUACUUCCACUAACUUAAUGUAUUUUGAUGUGAAAAUUGAAGCUAUACUUCCAAGAAUAAUUUUUGAAAGCCAACAAGAUUAUCCUAAUCAAAAGGACAGACCAAAGUCUUUACACAUUCAGACUUCAAGGGCAUCAAUAACAAAUGUUCGAUCUACUGAAAGGUCUUCAAGAGCAGAUUUAGCACAAUGUCUAAAUGCUUUUCAAAUGGGUCAUAUGUUUUUUGGUACAGAAUUUCCAAACAAAUCGGAUGAUUUUCACGUUUUAACAGAUAAAUUUUUGGCACAUUGUGCAGGCACUGAUAAUAUCCGUUAUCCACCACCUAACUUUAGUAGCAAUUCUGUAAAUGAAUUAGUUCGCCAAUUACAUCGGGAACUUUUAUGGACUGAAGCUAAAGACGUGUGGUGCUGUAAUUUGGAACCCGUUUGGGGAGAUUUUCUUGGUGCUCGCGCGGUUGGACAUAAUCGUCCUGUACCGUUUCUCGAUGCAUUUCCUUUAACUUUAUGGUGCUAUAUGUCAAUGAAUUCGUCAGAAAAUAAAUCUUCUACUGCUGACAUUCAUGGUCUUGCGUAUAUAAGCAAUUUAGUUAGCGUACAGAUAAACCAUUAUCAGUACUUGUUCUUAUUGAGGUUGUCGGAAGUUUUAUCAGAAAUGGCAACAUACCUAACCAUCGAUUCCAAUAAGAUAUUGAAUGUCGAUUCUGAUAGUUCAAUUAUUAUUGGCGCAUUAGUACCGCAAGUAGAAGUAACUUUUGUCAUGCCAUCUCACACUCCUGGCAAAGAAAAUUCUGGAGGAGAUUUGGAAUCUGUUAUGCCAGAUUCAUCUAGCAUAGCUGACGAUAUUGCAUGUUCAUCUAUUCCAUGGCAAAACAAUACAGAACGAGUUGAGAGUAGCAGUAAAAAGAUUAGCGUAAGUAAUGAAGUAAUAACUCCUCAAAGUGAUGUAUCACCAAUACUGUCUAUGGAUUGUAUGCAAUAUGUUAGUCCACCUCAAACUGUUGUCACGUUUAAACAUAAUGGUACAAAUAAACAUGAUCAACAGAUAGGGAAUGUGACACAUGAUAAACAAUACAUUGGUGUAGAAGAAGAAAAAGCAUUACCUAAUCUACGAUAUGUUGCUGAUACUAUGCAUAAACAUAGCAAAGGGGACUCAUCUUCAAAUACACCAUUCAUUCCUAAUAAUUUCAACGUUGGUCUUUCUUCUAUGAAAAAAGGAUUAAGUAAUUUAAUGACAUCUAUUGAUUCAGCUUUGAAGGCUUCACCAGAGGAUGGUAGCAGUGAUACUGUAUCCAUAAGGAGUGAUGUUAGUUCUGAUAGUGAGAACUACGUUUUAGGUAAUCUUCAAGAUCAAGAAAAAAUGGAUGUAAUGUUUUCUAUUGACAAUUCUAUUAGAGUAGCAGCAAUAGAAGAAGCUAGUGAAGUAGUUGAAGAAACUCCUGAUACUCAAAGUGAAAAAUCUAUGGAUAGUGUGUGCAAACGAAAAGAUAUUGUAUCUAUGGCAACAUUCAAAUUAUCCAAAGUUGAAUUUAUUCAACAAUCUUCUGGAUAUGCAUCGUCGAUUAAAGUUCAAGUUUCAAAUAUUGGCAAUGAUGAAUGUUCAUCUAUUCCAUGGGAUGAAUUUCAGGUCAAGAGGAAGACAAAAUUUGGUGCACGAUCUAGAGGUUGGGUUGAAUUACCCUCAGACUCGAACUGCAGAUCAUGCAUUAAACUACGUUUGGAUCAUGAUUUAAAAUGCAAGUCAGAUGCUUGUAAAUUGUCUCUAGCGAGUCGAACCAUAAAUCACAAACAUAUGCCUGUGUCUCGAAAUCAGAAUCAAAAUAAUAUGGUUGAACAAGAAGUAGACGCAUGCAGCAUAGAUGUGCAUAAUAAACAAAGCAUUUUGGAUUUAUUUGAAGACAAAUUAGAAGUUAAAGUUACUAAUAUAUCAAUGGCCUUGUCAAUGAGUUCAAUAACUGGGCUUACAGACUUAAUUGAGGAUGAAAUAAUACCUAAGCCAAUACCAUUGCAGGUGUAUUUGGAAAGUAUAUCAUUGCGUUUAAAUGAAGAUCGUCCUCCGAAUAAUAUAACUUCGCCAGGACCAAUUCCUAUAGAUCUAAAUAUUUCAAAACUUAGAGUAGUACGAGAUGCAGAUGGUGUUUUUCAUAUUGAACCAGUAGUAAACAUGUUGAGCAGCAGCAAUUCCCUUGUGUUACUACCGAAUAGUGAUAAUCCGACAGCUCAAAAUGUAAAUCACGAAAUGGAAUUAAAUAUUUUGAGGUCGUCUAGUAAACAGUUAAAGUCAGAUAAUGAAAAGCUUCGACGUCGUCUUGAUGCUUUGGAAAAAUUAUCAGAAGAAAAUACCAAAUUAAUACGCAUAAAAGAAGAAUCUGACAUAAUAAAAUCCCAUUUAAGUGUGGCACGAGAAGAAAUACAAUUGCUUCUAAAGGAGAAGAAAGCCUUGCAAGACACAGUAACAGAGCUUCAAAAUCAAACAAUUGGAAGUGGCGCAAGCAGUGGUAGUCGUGCAUCUUGGUCUUCAAAAAGAUAG